CUGCAUGCAGUAGACACAGCAGACACAGCAGACACGAUGGCAGUGUUACUCGGUAGUUACUCUAUUGCUUUAUUUGGAACCAGCAUUGUCAUUGCGAGUCUGACUUACAUCACCUACAGGCUGCUCAGCGAUUACCUGCAAAAAUGGUUCACAAUGAAGCCUAUUCCAGAGUUGGAAGGAACAUAUCCGAUCAUUGGAAAUGCACUAAUGUUCAAAAACAAUCCAGGAGAUUUCUUUGGUCAAAUUCAGGAUUUUGUCCAGGAGUUCAGGGAUGCACCGCUAUUUAAAAUCUGGAUUGGAACACUUCCAUGUGUGAUUUUGUUUCAUGCUGAGAAUGUUGAGACUGUUCUGACCAAUGCGGUUCAUAUGGAGAAAUCCUAUGUAUACACCUUCCUUCACCCUUGGCUUGGAACUGGACUUCUUACUAGCACUGGCCCUAAGUGGCGUCAGCGGCGGAAGAUGUUGACCCCCACCUUCCACUUCUCCAUCCUGACAGAGUUCUUGGAAGUGAUGAACGAGCAGGCGGAGAUCCUGGUGGAGAAGCUGGAGAAGCAGGCGGGGAAGGGUCCAUUUAACUGCUUUAAUUACAUUACCCUGUGUGCCCUGGACAUUAUCUGUGAAACCGCAAUGGGAAAGAAGAUUUACGCCCAGAGUAAUUCUGACUCAGAAUAUGUUAAGAGUGUGUACAAGAUGAGUGACAUUAUCAGCCGCAGACAGAGGACACCUUGGUUUUGGCCUAACUUUGUGUACAAUUACUUUGGUGAUGGACGGGAGCAUGACAGGACACUCAAGGUCCUGCACUCCUUUACAAACAAAGUGAUACAUGAAAGAUCUGAGAACAUUUCCCAUAUUGAAUCAGAUAACGACUCUGACAAUGACACAAAGAGAAGACGAGCAUUUCUGGACAUGCUCUUGAUGACCACCGAUGAAGAUGGCAACAGGAUGAACAAUCAGGAAAUUCAGGAGGAAGUGGACACCUUUAUGUUUGAGGGCCAUGACACUACAGCAGCCUCCAUGAACUGGGCCGUGCAUCUGCUGGGCGCCCACCCCGAGGCGCACAGCCGAGUUCAACAAGAGCUCCAGGAGGUGUUCGGUACAUCUAACCGGCCUGCUAACAUGGAGGACGUGAAGAAGCUCAAAUACCUGGAGUGUGUGAUCAAGGAGGCCCUGCGACUGUUUCCCUCUGUGCCUUUCUUUGCCCGCAACAUUGGUGAAGACUGCCAUAUCAAUGGUUUCAAGGUGCCCAAAGGUGCAAAUGCCAUCGUUUUGACCUACGCUCUCCACCGUGACCGGCGCUACUUCCCCGAGCCCGAGGAGUUCAGGCCUGAGCGCUUCCUGCCUGAGAAUGGAGUGGGACGGCCUCCGUAUGCGUACAUCCCCUUCUCCGCUGGACUCCGCAACUGUAUCGGUCAGCGUUUUGCUCUCAUGGAGGAAAAGGUGGUCUUGGCAGCCAUCCUGCGUAACUUUAGUGUUGAAGCUUGUCAGAAACGUGAAGAUCUCCGGCCUUUAGGAGAGCUCAUCCUGCGACCAGAGAAGGGCAUCGUUAUUAAACUGGAAAAAAGGAUUUGAUCAAACUAGCAACUGCUCAGGUUGACAGAAGAUAUGCACUGAAUUCAUGGACCUUUGAGAUUUGUAUGGAUUUUUAUUUAUUUAUUUAAAUGGUCAUAGUGCGGUCAGGGAGAGUUGUGAUCUUGGUGUUUGGAUUUUACAACCUUCUCAUCAUUAUAGUCUUCAUAAUUACAAAAAACUAAGCUUUAUGACAAUAAAUGAAGGCUAUUGAUUGUUUUCUUUCCUUGAAUUAGCUACAUAAUGCACAACUCUAACUCAACCACAACAACAACAACCAAGAAUGUAGAAUAAUUCCUGUAAAAAUAUGUAAUUUAAUUGUAGGUAUUAUAUUGCUAUGAAGAGCUAAGUAAUGCCAGUAUGUUGGAACUAAUGUUAAAGGUUAAUAAAACUUUCUUUAACAAAUGUAGCUUUGAAACAAAUGUUAUGAUGAGAUAACGGUGCUUCCUCACUGGUUUUAGUCACUGCCAUCCAUUUUUCUAGGUUAUUUGCUGUAAAAGAAAAGGAAUAUUGGUAUCAUUCGUUUCUGCUAUACCUCCUACCCUCAUACUAUUAUUUUAAUUAUUGAGCACUCAAAUCAAUGGCUGGAUGGAGCUGAGGCUCCUCCGCUCCAAAUGAGGCUGAGAUUAUCUAAUAAAUGGCUAAAAUAAAGGAAAUUCACACCAGAUUCAGUGGCCACAGUAUGAGGAUUUUAGGACAUUAUGAAUGUGCCAAGUGGAUAAGUUUCAAACUAUAAAGAAUGUAUUUACUUGGUGGAAAAUAUUCAAAGAAUGAAUGUAAACAUUGAAGUGUGUGCAUAUCCUCAAACUUUAGUGCAGAUAUGUAUGGAUUUAGUUAUACUAUUGUGUGAAUAUGAUUCCCCUUCACAGGCCAAGCCAUUUUUUGUGGGUGUUUUAUUUAUUAGAGUGCAAAAAAACCACACAUGGAUAAAGAUGAGGUUGCAACAGACUAACCUUAUUGGUCUGCCAAAGGUCCCUCAACUCUCCCAUGCCUGGCAGUUACAUUUUACUUUGCAUGGCAGCAAAGUCAUAUUUCUCAACAUUUCAGUUACUUGCAGCAACAGUGAGGAAGCUAUAUUUUUUUUACAGUAGUAUCAUUUACACAGAAAGAGAGAAUACCAGUUCCAGAACAUUGUUGUUUAACAUGCAAGGCAUUAUAUAGCUGGACAUGUGACACUCUUUUGGGGUGGAUUAACCUGCUGGCAGUAGAUAAAAUAAAUGUUUGCAGACAUUUACGCAGUUUUGGAUUCCAAAACAAGUAAUCUAUGAAGCAAUAAAGCCCUGGUCAGCACAUUUGGGGACACAAGAUUAUCCACGGGGUCAAUGGAUGAUUAAUGAAGAGAGGCAAAGGGUGAAUUCACAUUGCAGAGAAGUAUCUAAGAGAGGUGUUUCACAAGUUCAGCCAUGGUACGUUAAUCAGUUUAUAAGUGAUCCGCCUUUUUUUACUGGGCAAUACAAUACAACACCCCAAUAGGGCCUUCCAUUUGUCUAAGCUACCUUGAUUUUUUACAAAACUUUGUUAAAUUAGUUUUGUUUUUCCAAAAUCCUUUUGUUAUUUGUUGAAAAAUAUAUGUAUCAGUGCAUGGUUUUCAUUUGUUUUGACCUGUCAUAUUUCAGAACAAUGAGUGUAAAACAUCUGCUAUCUAAAAAUCAAUAUUUCUAUGGAUUAAUAUGCUAUGGCGUCCUGUAUUUAAGUUCUGCAGACAAUGCUUAAUUUGACAAGGAUGAAUUUCUGUCUUUACAGUUUGUCCCACAAACUCAAACUCAAUGCUGUUGCUCUUUUGUUGAACAUUUUCUGUGUUGUGAUCCUUCUAGACUGUAAGGAGAAACAUUUGGAAAACACAAUAAAAACAACAUGAAAGAUAUCAA
Messenger RNA from Trematomus bernacchii (emerald rockcod), 3434 nucleotides. Its product is annotated as cytochrome P450 4V2-like. The coding region runs from base 37 to 1569 and encodes 510 amino acids. The record is from RefSeq and is a predicted model, not a curated record. The transcript is spliced from 11 exons. NCBI's taxonomy places the organism in Eukaryota, Metazoa, Chordata, Actinopteri, Perciformes, Nototheniidae. Gene Ontology annotation, molecular function: heme binding; monooxygenase activity; oxidoreductase activity, acting on paired donors, with incorporation or reduction of molecular oxygen.